This is a messenger RNA of Penicillium soppii, 1218 nucleotides long. Its product is annotated as NAD/NADP octopine/nopaline dehydrogenase family protein. Gene Ontology annotation, biological process: glycerol-3-phosphate catabolic process. The coding region runs from base 1 to 1218 and encodes 405 amino acids. The record is from RefSeq and is a predicted model, not a curated record. NCBI's taxonomy places the organism in Eukaryota, Fungi, Ascomycota, Eurotiomycetes, Eurotiales, Aspergillaceae. The transcript has a single exon. Gene Ontology annotation, molecular function: NAD binding; oxidoreductase activity, acting on the CH-OH group of donors, NAD or NADP as acceptor.
AUGGCCCCCCAAAACUUCGAUUCCGUGCCAACCGUGACAAUCAUCGGCGCCGGACCUUGCGGAUGUGCCUUUGCAGCAGAUCUCGCUAGUCGUGGAAAAGAUGUCAUGCUGUAUGCUCAUCCUGACCACCGUGGUGGAACUACCAUGAUCGAAAAUAAUGAUGGGUGGCUCAAUGCAGAUGGCGAGAUCAGUGGCAGAUAUCAGAUCAAGACAACCAGUGAUCUAUAUCUCGCCAUUCGCCACUCUACUUUCCUUGUUACUACAGUCCCUUCAUACGGACAAGAUACUAUUUUGACUUUGUUGAGUCAGUUCGAUCUCCGGAAGCACACUCUGAUUAUCAACGUCGGCAACUUCUUCUAUCUCUCCGCUCGCCAAAAGGUCAAUGCCCAUGCGAUCCUUGAAACCGAUAUAUCCCCCUAUGCCGUUCGUAUCACGGGUGACACAGUCUUUGUCAAGGGAUGCAAGAAGAGUCUCUCCAUCUGGGUUGAGCCACCCACCACACAAGUCGAGAGGCUUGACCCCCAAUCUGAGCUCGGCCUCCGCCACCAGGUUGAGUCGAUCUUUUCCCUGAAGUUGAACUGGUGCACCAACCUCCUCGAGGUGGGACUUAACAAUGUCAACCCAGUUGUGCAUUGCCCUGCUGCACUUAUGAACGCGGGUUGGAUCGAAGCCACCAAAGGCGACUUUUUCUUCUAUGCUCAAGGAAUGUCCCCAUCGGUCUCCCGUGUGACGGAGAAGCUGGACCUGGAGCGUCUCGCCAUUGCCCACGCGUACGGUCUGCAAAUCACCCCCAUUACAGCAUAUAUGAACCAGAAUUAUAGCAACCCCCGACAAUACGCCGACUAUCAUGAUUUCGCAUCGGGAUCUGUCGUUCACAACAAGACCAAGAGUUCCCCGAGCUCCUUGAACCACCGCUAUCUGCUCGAGGACAUCCUAUACGGAUUGGUCCCAUGGUAUGAGCUUGGCACAAAGGUUGGUCUGACUUCGCCGACGAUCAGAGCUCUCAUUGAGAUGGCCCAAGUUGUCAGCGGGUUUGAUUACUUCGAAAACGGAAGGACCCUCAAUGCCGCAGGACUGGGUGAUGCCACUAAGGAUCAAGUGCUCAAUGCCUUGGGUGGUCCAGUGGAGAAGCCUCCCGUGCACACAAUUUCCGACUCUUCCGUUGACAAUAUGUUGGAAUCUCAUGCUCCACUACAGACGGCUCAAGUCGCUGCUUGA